AUGCGUUCUGCUGUCAUCGUUGCCGCCUUGGCGGUCGGCACUUGUGCCAGAGUUAUUGAGAAGGAGGUUUACGUGACCCAGUGGACUACCACCACCGUCACCGAAACCAUCACCCAGUGGCCCACCAGCACCAGCACCCUCAACACUGCUGUUUUGGUCAAGCAGUCCACCAAGACCGCCAACGCCGCCCACCCCACUGUCGAUGUUUCCAGGAAGGAGGUCGAGUCUGCCCCUGCUGCGGCUUCGACUACUACUGCCGCCGGGGUUGAGGCUGUGGAACCCAGUAGCGCGACCAGCUCAACCUCGUCUUCGACCACCUCUUCGAUCGUCCCAUCUUCGACUACUGAGGCUGAAAUCGUGGCCGUGACCUCCUCGGCUACCUCCGUCGCUACCUCUUCGGAAGCCCCGGCCACCGUCGCCCCGACCACCACCGCCGCUGCUACCACCUCCGUCGCGACCUCUUCGGCAACCUCGACCACCGCCGCUGCUGCCACCUCCAGCUCUACCGACUCCUACCAGGAGUCCAUUCUGUACUACCACAACAUCCACCGUAGCGCGCACUCUGUAGGCGAUCUGACCUGGUCCGAUGACCUCGCCGGAGCUGCCAACACCCUCGCCUCUCGUUGCGUGUACGGACACGACACUUCCAUCGUGUCCGCCAGCGGAGACUACGGCCAGAACAUCGCCUACGGUUACGACGCGGCAGAGGUCGGUGAGAAGAUUAUCAGCGGAAUGAUGUACACCGAUGAGGCGCCAUACUUCGCCAACCUCUACGGUGAGGCCAACCCUGAUAUGACCAACUUCGAGAAGUGGGGCCACUUCACUCAGAUCGUCUGGAAAGCUACCACUCAAGUUGGUUGCGCCACCGUCAGCUGCUCUGACUUGGGCAAUGUUGGCAGCGCCGCGCCUUACACUGUCUGCAACUAUGGCUCCCCUGGUAACUACGCCGGCGAGUAUGCCGACAACGUCUUGAAGCCCACUUCAUAA
Messenger RNA from Penicillium roqueforti, 987 nucleotides. Its product is annotated as CAP domain-containing protein. The record is from RefSeq and is a predicted model, not a curated record. The transcript has 2 exons. The coding region runs from base 1 to 987 and encodes 328 amino acids. NCBI's taxonomy places the organism in Eukaryota, Fungi, Ascomycota, Eurotiomycetes, Eurotiales, Aspergillaceae. Gene Ontology annotation, cellular component: extracellular region.